This is a messenger RNA of Saccharomycopsis crataegensis, 927 nucleotides long. RefSeq names its product putative hydrolase. Gene Ontology annotation, cellular component: mitochondrion. Gene Ontology annotation, molecular function: carboxylic ester hydrolase activity. The record is from RefSeq and is a predicted model, not a curated record. The transcript has a single exon. NCBI's taxonomy places the organism in Eukaryota, Fungi, Ascomycota, Saccharomycetes, Ascoideales, Saccharomycopsidaceae. The coding region runs from base 1 to 927 and encodes 308 amino acids.
AUGUUAAAUCGCCACUUAGGUCGCCGUCUAUUAUCAACACGCUCCAUUCCCCAUAAGGUCCCGGUCCACCUCGAGUUCGACCUCCACCUUCCUGCCAACUCCUCGCCUUCGUCGCAUAAUGAACCAUUGAUUCUCCUUCAUGGGCUCUUUGGAUCCAAGCAAAACUACAAGACCGUGGGCAAACACCUCUCAAACAAAUUAAACGCACCAAUCUAUGCAGUGGACCUCAGAAAUCACGGAGAUUCUCCGCACUCUUUGCCGUUCGACUAUUCCGCAAUGUCUCAGGACAUAAAAUUCUUUGUCGAAGAACAGGGCCUCAACGACGUCACCAUCAUUGGUCAUUCCAUGGGAGCCAAAGUGGCGAUGUACCUGGCCCUCAUGCUCCCCAAAUACAUUAAAAGACUUGUUUCUGUUGAUAACUCCCCGGUAUCCAAGCCUUUAGGAUUGAACUUCUCUCGUGAUUUGGAGGGAAUGUAUCAUCUUGAGGUAUCACAACUGGUCCUCAAAACCGAUAAGAAAUGGCGGGACAAAGGUUUGAAAUUCUUGGAGAAAUACGAACCCGAUCCAAAAGUUCGACUUUUCCUCAUAUCUAAUUAUAUCAACAAGGUGUCGAAGUUCAAUUACCACGAUGCUAUUAGUGAUCAAUACGCCCAUUUCAAGAUCCCGGUGGCCCAGUUACACUUGCAAGAUGGGAUCCAAGCCAUUGGGGAUUUCCCGGAACACGAAAUCUCUAAACGGAAGUUCAAUGGGCCUAGUUUGUUUUUGAAAGCUCGUAAUUCAGAUUUCAUCACCCAGGAUACGGUGCCAAUGAUUUAUCAUUAUUUCCCUCGGACCUCAAUGAAAACUUUCCCCACCGGUCAUUGGCUUAUUAGUGAACAACCACAAAAGUUUAUGGAAACUCUCAUUAGUUUUAUUAAACUGACAUGA